UUCCUCUUCUUUCUUCCCAAGAAACAUAAAGAAACUAUAACCCUUUUCCCUUCUCUCAUCUCUAAAGUUGCAAAAAUAUAGUUAUGUAUAACAUGGAAGCUGCUGGGGUGAUUACACAGAAACAAAACUAUUUAUCAAUAAAAAGUCCAUCAUCAGUACUAGGGAUGAACAAGAAUUCACAAACAAAAUCCAAAGGGAUGAAGCCAAAAAUUCGCAUAAUUCACAUAUUUGCACCUGAGAUUAUAAAGACAGACGUGGCGAAUUUUCGGGAACUUGUCCAAAGACUCACUGGGAAGCCAUCAGAGAAGAAGAAGAACAACAUUUGCAAUAUCAAGAAAAGAACACAAAUUACUACCAAGCAAUUUGUUCCCAACAAAAUGGAGCUAAUUAAGAGUGGAUGUAAUUAUCCCUCAGAUUUGAGAGAAAGAAUUAAAGGAGAAGAAGAUAUAUGGAGAAAUGCAAAUUCUGGAGCAGGUUUUUUGGGUGGUUUUCAAGAUUAUGAAGGUUGUUUCAUGCAAGAUUUUAAUUUGCUUCCUUUGGAUGCUUCUGCUCAGUUGGAUGAUUAUGGACCUGUUGCUUGAUUAAUUAUCAAUUAGUUAGCUUUGAGACAGGAAUUUAAUUUAUUGGUGUUUGCCUAAUCAUGACUAUUUGUUUAACUUUCCAAUAUUUCUUGUUACUAUGGGUUAUUAGAGUUUAACUUAUUUAA
Messenger RNA from Nicotiana attenuata, 706 nucleotides. RefSeq names its product VQ motif-containing protein 25-like. The transcript has a single exon. The coding region runs from base 84 to 581 and encodes 165 amino acids. NCBI's taxonomy places the organism in Eukaryota, Viridiplantae, Streptophyta, Magnoliopsida, Solanales, Solanaceae. Gene Ontology annotation, cellular component: nucleus. The record is from RefSeq and is a predicted model, not a curated record.